Linum trigynum is the source of this 3311-nucleotide messenger RNA. The record is from the annotation of a GenBank genome assembly. Lineage: Eukaryota; Viridiplantae; Streptophyta; Magnoliopsida; Malpighiales; Linaceae.
UUAAAUUCUAUUGAGCCAAUAGAAAUGGUUAUGUUAGAGAGUGCUAUAAGAUACAUCAUAAUCUGCUUCCAACAAUUCGAGUUAUUGGGAUCAACUUGUUCUUGACAUGGUAUCAGAGCCUUCUGUGACCGGGAGGUCUUGUGUUUGAUUCCUGAUGACCCCUUUUGUUAAGCACAUGGUAUUCGGACCUGUGCAAACUUCAAGCCCUUGUGAGUGAUUUUCGUUUGGUAUCAGAGCUGGUUUGACCAAGUGAUCGUGUGUUCUAAUCUCCAAUAUUCCCCGUAGGUCUCGAGUUAUUGUGAUCAACUAGUUUUUUUUUGUCAAUAGUAGCUGUAACAAUCAGUCAUACAAAGAAAAAAGAAAAGCGCGGGAUUCGACCAAUCGUCGAACUCCCGAUGAAAGGGCCUGAUGUGCCACAAGAUGAGCAACCCUGUUAAGUCGACGAGAGACAAAACAAAAAGAACGCCAGGUGAACUGAGCCGCCAAAGUCCUUGCCUCUUCCAGCACAGCACCACACCGAUCAUGCGCCAAAUCACAUCGCACCAUACGUUGGAUCAAAUUUUGAGAAUCCCCAUGGAAUUUAACACAAACAAAACCAUGAGUUAAGCACCAUUUUAAAGCAUCUCUGAGAGCUAAGCACUCCAUGGUAAAAGGAUCACUUAGACCAUCAUAGACUUGCCAAAAGCAAAUAUGCGGAGAAGGGGGAGACGGGGAGUGAAGACUGAAGCCUCCGCCGCCGUAACCGCCCCGCCGGCCCGACUAUAGUCCAAAUAGUUUCUUCUCCGAGUCUUCUCUCCCUCAUCAUUCCUUUCCUUAAAUUACUGCCAUCCCAAUUUUGAAGCAGAUCUCUCUCUUCUCUCUGCCGCCUACCUCAACUGCAUCAAUGGAUCUCUCAAUUGCGCUGACCUUCCCUUCCAUUACCACCAAACCUUCCCCUUCUCACCUUCUUCUUUCCCGCUCUCUCUUCCGCAGCUCUUCGCCCGGAAGAUCCUUGCUCUUCACUCGAAACCCCUCUUCUUCCCGCCAUAACCACCGCACUCCUAGACAACGACUCCGCCGCCGUGUUUCCGCAGCCGUCGACGACGAUGAUGGCGGCUUCGUCCUCGAAGAUGUCCCUCACCUGUCCGAUUUCCUCCCCAAUCUCCCCCUGUAUCCCAAAUUCCCAAUCCUUUGGAGAAGAGCCAAGCUUAUGCCAUUGUCAAGCAAACCUUCGUCGGCCAGGAAGAUGCGGUGGCGCAGCAGGUCGUUGUUCAUAAAGGCAGCCCCCGAGGAGUACGCUUCCGGCGAGCCGGCCCUCGAGAAAAGGUUCUUAUCCUACUCUAGCUUUAUCCCCCCCCGCGACGAUGACACGGGGAGGUAGUACGUGCAACAAACCUCGUGUCAGGAUUGGGUAAUUUGCGGGCCUGCUGCCUUCCUUGGAUGUGGUAGUCGUUUCUCAGGCUCUCUCUCCGGAAUCGAACCCUAAUUCUCCGUCACCCGUCACCACCAUGGUAGGCCUCUAUCCUACCAUCGAAAGUUGAUAGGACAGAAAUUUGAAUGAUGCGUCGCCGGCACGGGCCAUGCGAUCCGUCGAGUUAUCAAGAAUCGUCAAAACUACGGGCAGAGCCCGUGUUGACCUUUUAUCUAAUAAAUGCGCCCCUUCCAGAAGUCGGGGUUUGUUACAUCGGUAUUAGUAAUGGUACAUGUACCACCAAUUUGGUACCAAUCUUCAGUAAUUGUUACCAAUACCAUUAAUUUGGUACCAUUCUUAUUAAUGUAACUAGUACCACUGAUUAUGUACGAGUCUUAGUAAUGGUUACACGUAGCAUUAAUUGGUACCAGUUUUAUUAAUGGUACGAGUACCACUGAUUUGGUACCAGUCUUAUUAAUGGUUAUCAGUGGCAUAAAUUUGGCAUCAAUACUAUUGAUUUGUUAACAGUACCAUUGAUUUGGUACCAGAUAAGAGAUAUUUCUAUAGGCAGUGGAGAAGGUACUGAAUUUUCAGAAUCAAACACCAAAUCAAUUGUGCCAAUGUAAGCAACAGUACUUUACCCAAGAUCAAAUUAAAGACAAGAAAUACCCAUCAGCUUCUUCAUACUUGGAAACGUACAUAAAGCAAUUAUGCUACUCUUUAAAUCCAAACACACAACCUAGCCCAACCUAGCCCAACCUUCUUCUCAUCCGAAAUACCGGCCUCCAUAAUCUCGAUGAUUGAAGUCGGACUGCGCACUUCUUCUUGAAGGUGCUUUGACUUGAUGCUACAGUCUGUUGCUUCUUCUUCUUGUUGCGACUCUUUGUUUCCUCAUCACGUGGUCGUUUUUUACUAGGCCCAACACUCGAAUCACUUGAGUCCCCCAAGCGUAUUGCUACCUGUCGAUAUGCACAACCAUCAGGUUGUGUGUUUUCCCGGAUGAUAUGGCUGAGAUCUUUGUUCUGCCAUUCCUGCAACAACAACAAAAAAUGCUUGGUACGAAUUUUUACUCAAAACUUCAAGAGGGUUAUCUUGUCACAGAGAUCCACACUUCUAAAAUGAUAUCACUACACAAGUACUGCUACUAAUACUAUUAGCAAUGUAGAAUGUUACUGUACAAUACUACUACUAACAAUCUAGAAUGUUAUUGGUACCAAUCAGUAUGUAAUGGUUACUCUUCAGUGGUACUACUACAAAUCAAUUGGUACCAGUCCCACUACAGAUAGAACAAGUUGUGUCAUUCCAUUAAACUACCACUAUUGGCAUACCACUGUCAUUGGUACCAGUAACACAAUUACCAUUACAACUGGUACCAAUAUAAAACUACCAUUCAAUCAUACCGAAACGAAUACAACGGUACCUGAAGCCCCCAUAAGUGGUACUUGUACCAAUAAGUGUGUACUUGUAUCAAUUCAUUGUUACUGGUACAAAUCAAUUGGUAUUACUAUCACUACAUCUAGAACAAGUUAUAUCAUUCCAUUAAACCACCACUAUUAGCAUAUCAAUGUUAUGGGUACCAGUAACACAACUACCACUAGCACUAUACGAAUUUAAGACUACCAAUGGAUCAUACCAACAACAAACAAACACACCACACAAGAAAGACAGGCCUGCAUGUGGCUUAUUCCAACGUUGCAUUAGGAAAACAAAAGCAGUAGUGUAAAGAAACCUCACCGACGAUUGUUUGUACGACCGCAGAAACGAACGACGGCGAAAGGAUGUUCGCCUAUGCACUUAACCAGAAGGAGAAAAAAACUAGUUAGGAUAACCAGAAGUGAAUAGAAAAAGAUGAAGAAGUGGAGAGGAGCGAUAGAGCCGACGAAUCGGGACGGGAAAGCAAGCAUAAAAGGAGACUAAAUGA